AUUACUUGCGGCUUCCCAUCCUGAGAACGUGUUAAUAUAAUUUUGUAAUUUAUUCCUUGUGCUUACUUCCCGUUCUUUUGCAAAAUGUCUGGAUACACAGAGGAGUAUCUGAAGCAGAAGCUAAUCGAGAAGCUGCAAGCUACUCAUGUGGAAGUAAUUGAUGAAUCAGACGGUUGCGGUGGAAAGUUCAGCACCGUUAUCGUGUCCCCGCAGUUCCAAGGCAAAGCAAUCCUACAACGGCAUAGAUUAGUGAACGCUGCUUUGGCUGAAGAACUCAAAACCAUUCACGCAUUCUCGCAAAAGACCUACACACCCGAACAGUGGGCUGCAGAAGGUCAUUAGCAAAACUACAACUUACCAAAACCGUCGGUGUCCUUUUGCAA
Wyeomyia smithii (pitcher-plant mosquito) is the source of this 383-nucleotide messenger RNA. RefSeq names its product bolA-like protein 2. The record is from RefSeq and is a predicted model, not a curated record. Gene Ontology annotation, cellular component: nucleus; cytosol. Gene Ontology annotation, biological process: intracellular iron ion homeostasis. The transcript is spliced from 3 exons. Lineage: Eukaryota; Metazoa; Arthropoda; Insecta; Diptera; Culicidae. Gene Ontology annotation, molecular function: 2 iron, 2 sulfur cluster binding. The coding region runs from base 85 to 342 and encodes 85 amino acids.